GGCCAAGCCGAAGAAACAAAUAUGCCCCCUAGAAAUCCAUUAUGCAAAACAAGAAAUGGCUACUACAACAGAGGCGAAGACUGUGACUCCUAUACUGAAUGUCGGGACUACCAAGCUAAGGAGAUGCAGUGUCCAGAUGGGCUCCACUUUGAUCCGAAGGCGGUCUUUCCUAACUACCCCUGCGGUUAUCCCAUGGACGUGUCAUGUGAAGGAAGAGGACCCCCUCAGCCAGCUCGCUCGACCAGCGAAUGUCCACACCAGUAUGGAUUCUUCCCAUCGGCGCAAGCUAAGGUUGAGCAGUGCGGGGCGUACAGGAUGUGUGUUGAAGGCCACGCUAUAGAGAUGACCUGCCCUGUUGGUCUGGCGUUCAACCCAGAAAUCUCUAGAUGCGAUUGGCCGGAUCUCGUACCUUCUUGCAACGCUGAUGCAUACCUCGGUUUCAAGUGCCCGGUUGCGCCUCUUGACAAAGAUGGCAAACUUCUUAUCGUCAAUUAUAAAUACGAAAGCAACUGUUACGCGUUCUUCUCAUGCGAAGAGGGUCACGCCCGACUGUUAAUGUGUGAUGCUGGCUUCGCCUUCGACCCCGAGGCUGGACGCUGCGUGGACGCCGACUUAGUCAAGUGUUGAGUUGAUACACCAAUUGACUACUUUAGUAAUAAUCAUUGAAUAUUAAAAAGCAAAAAUAAA
Molecule: messenger RNA, 687 nt
Organism: Chilo suppressalis (striped riceborer)
Lineage: Eukaryota; Metazoa; Arthropoda; Insecta; Lepidoptera; Crambidae
Source: the annotation of a GenBank genome assembly